ACCCACACACACAGCCACAUUAGGGAGCCGCACUCUGGUCUACCUAUAUGACACCUUACGAAAACUGAUGAUAUAAAAGCGGAUGGUGUGGCCUGAACGAGGUAACGUUAAGCAGCACCACCCGAGGACUAACAGAAAGAAAGAAACAUCGAGAAAUAAGAAAUAAAGAAAAUCUAAGUAAGAAACAAAAGCAACAAAGUCCAACGCAAGAAUGGCGACAUCAACACUCCUCGCUCUCCUGAUGGUAAUAGUAGUGAUGGGUACAUGUGAAGGAAGAGGAACAAGAUAUCUAAUAGGUCUAGACCCACUUUACAACAAGCUGUGUUAUUCAUCCAAUGAAACCAACAGAGUGGUGGGUCUACCAGAGAACGAAUGUGAGCAGGAAAGUUUUUGCAUCUGCUUUUACAAGGAAGCUUACGCAAUAAUGUCUUGCAGAAUUGGAAAUAGGUUCGAUCCAAAAGAUGGUUUCUGUAAAAAUGAAGGUGAAGUCCCCCUGCAUCCUAAUUGUCAAAGCAAAGGACCACCUACAUCCUGUGAAGGAAUCGAUUCUUUCUACUUGCCCCACAAUGAGACCUGUACCAAGUAUGUCUGGUGCGUCAACUCACGACCUUACACAAUGGACUGCCCACUUAAAUCAUUUUUUAUCUCUGGAGAGAGUUUCAACAAAUGUAUGUACACGUACGUGCCUUACAUACUUGAAAUACCCGACGAUCAAUAUCAAGAUUGUUUGAAAAAAGAGGCAUCAAGGCCCCCAACAACAACAACAACAACAACAACAACAACCAGAAAACCUUGAGCCCAACCAAUUCUUGUAGAGAUUGAAUGAAAGACUGAGCAGCACGAAGUCCAUGGUGUUGUUAAGACAAGAUCGUGAGCAAAACAAAAAUGGCGAUGUUAGGUGUGAAGGUGUUUUGGAAAACAUGAACUGGUGACUUGAAAUGAAAGAGAAUUACAGAAAGAAGAAUAAAGAAAAAGUGAGAACUUAA
Molecule: messenger RNA, 986 nt
Organism: Biomphalaria glabrata
Lineage: Eukaryota; Metazoa; Mollusca; Gastropoda; Planorbidae
Exons: 7
Coding region: 212-796 (194 amino acids)
Cellular component (GO): extracellular region
Molecular function (GO): chitin binding
Source: RefSeq, a predicted model, not a curated record